This is a messenger RNA of Thrips palmi, 2623 nucleotides long. RefSeq lists its product as uncharacterized. Lineage: Eukaryota; Metazoa; Arthropoda; Insecta; Thysanoptera; Thripidae. Gene Ontology annotation, biological process: lipid metabolic process. The annotation marks the transcript as partial. The record is from RefSeq and is a predicted model, not a curated record. Gene Ontology annotation, molecular function: triacylglycerol lipase activity. The transcript is spliced from 13 exons.
CUGCUCGUCGGCCACGGCCUCGGACUGCCGUCGCCGACGCCCGACCCCGCCGCCGACCGGUCCGGCUGGCCCGACCUGUGGGGCGUGCUGCGCGCCAUCCGCGACACCACGGCCGUCUCCAGGAUCAGCAGGAGCAACCUCACGGACGCCGUGAGCAAGAAUGAAACGACCUCGGAAGCAACGCCGUCACGGACACCGACUCUCGGCCAGGUCACCAAGCAGGUCUCGGACAGGAUUGGCAACAUGUUCCAGUCCGUGCGCUCCAGCCUGUGGCAGCUGACGGGCAGCGCGGGGGCCUCCUCGACGACCACCACGACGGUGGCCCCGGAUCUGGAGGCCGGCGCGUCCUCCGACGUGCUGGGCAAGGAGGCCGCCGACAAGAGCGAGCCGCUGGACGCGGCGCCGGCCAAGGAGCAGAAGGAGGCGCCCAGCUUCGUGAGCACGGCCCUCGAGCGCGUCCGCGGCGCGGGCAGGACGUUCAGCGAGAUGGGCAAGGCGGUGGGCCGCUGGGGCAAGGCCAUGGCGGACAGCGUGGUCGGCUCCACCGUCAACUCGGCCGUCGGCACCGUGCUGCAGGUGUUCAAGGGCGGCAAGCAGGACGACGACGCCGACCACGUGUGCUUCCCCGAGCUGGGCUGCUUCAGCCUGCUGGAGCCCUGGUCGUCCUCCAAGCGGCCGCUGCCGCGCAUGAACGCCCCCGAGGAGGUGCAGACGAGGUUCUUCCUGUACACCAGGAACACGUCGUCCGCCGAGCCCAUCGCGCUGGCCGUCACCAACAACGACACGGUCGCCAACGCCACCGCCCUUCUCCAGGAUGUCAGGACCUUCUUCGUGGUGCACGGCUUCAACGACAAAACCACAAACGCCUGGGUUCAAGACCUCAAGGACGCCCUCCUGGAGCGGAUGGAGUCCAACGUGGUCCUGGUGGACUGGGCGUCCGGGGCGCAGGCCUCUCGGAACUACCUCCAGGCAGCCUCCAACACCAGAGUCGUCGGCGCCGAGCUGGCCAGGUUGGCGGAGUCGCUCGCCGAGCAGGACGUGGUCCCCAUGGACACCAUGCACGUCAUCGGCCACAGCCUGGGCGCGCACGCGGCCGGGUACGCCGGCAAGCAGCUCAACGGCCGCCUGGGCAGGAUCACCGCGCUGGACGCGGCCCAGCCCGCCUUCGAGGACCAGGCCGCCGAGGUGCGCGUGGCCGCCGGGGACGCCGUCUUCGUGGACGUGGUGCACACCAACGGCGUGCCCUUCAUCCCUACGCUCGGCCUGGGCGUCAUGCACCCCUUCGGCGACGUCGACUUCUACCUGAACGGGGGCACGGUACAGCCGGGCUGCUUCGUGCCCAAGCUGCCCCCGAUGCAGUCCCUGAUGGACCUGGCCGCGCUUCCCGUCAGCGUGCUGGGCGACAUGCUGUCCUGCUCGCACCGCCGCGCCAUCGAGUACUUCACGGAGGCCGUGCGCAGCGACUGCCUGAUGUGGGGCCGCCGCCGCGACGAGGACGCCCUGGAUGCGGACAGGAGCGACAAGAGGCCCGCCGCCAGCGAGGCCGCCACGCCGUCCACCCGGCCGCGCCAGGGCCCGUGGUGGUCGCCGGCAGGGGGGCUGGGCGGGCUGCUGGCGGGGGUGUUCGGGGACAAGCCGGCGCCCACCACCGAGGCGCCCAGCACGGCCAGCGCGGGGAGCGCCUUCUCCUUCCCGCUGCCCAGCUUCCUCGCCAGCGUCUUCUCCUCGGAGGGGCGUCGCGGUGGCGGCGCGGCCAACAAGAGCGCCGCCGUCAAGGACAAGAGCGUGAGCAAGGACGCCGUCAAGGACCGCGAGAAGGCCGCCGACGUCCGGCCCAUCGACGGCAACGGCAUCGACAAGACCGGGGACUUCCCGGCCAGUGCCCCGGAUGACUCGAUCACCUCUGACUCGUCUCCAGUGGCGGCGCACUCCAAGAGGUCACCGCUGGCGGCCGCGCCGUCGGCGUGGUGCCAGAGCGAGGACUGCCUGCCGCUCGGCCUGGACGCCGACCUGUACAACCUCAAGGGGACCUUCACCGUGCUCACGGCCGACCACGCUCCCUACUGCCUUUCAGGAACAGACGUCAAGGAGGCCGAGUGAGUCGACUUGACACGGUCGCGCCGCGUCGAGUGCCCCUUCGAGUGUAGUGUCUGAACAGUCUGCAUCGCGGCGACGGGAGAAAGGUGUGACGAGGAGCAUUACGUUGAUCUCUGUUCUAAGACGAAAUACUGACGUGAAGCAAUUCCAGCAGACUUGUGGACGCGUUUGCACAGUUCCUAUACGUCGGACGGACGCGGAGCCUGCUGCCCGCCGCUCGGCAUUCUGCUCGAAAAAUAAUUAUUAUUGUCUAAACGGCAAAAACCUAUCUGUGAUCAGCCGGGAACGUGCAUUUAUUACUAAUUUAGACAUUGCGUUUCCUGCGAGAAACGAUCGCCUUCAUCAUCAUGACACGCAUGAGCUCUCUGAGUGCAUUUCCGCAUUUCCCGGACGAUUGUUUUUUCCGAUCGAAGAAACUGUUCCGUUCUAGGGACGUGCGCUGCUGCGCUGCUUCGCCCUGUUAUUGUUUUCCCCACAUACAUGUUAAAUGGUUGUGAUUUGUUAAGAAUAAAAAUUGAUAUUUUCA